AUGGCCUCGCACAAUCACAAGAGAGCUGGAGUCCUUGUAGCACGAAGUAAGCGAACAGGCGAGAGAUAUCCUGUACGCACAUCUCACCUUGCCGGAGCAUACAACAGCCCGGCCAUACAGGGUUGGCAUGCUGACCGGCUACAUUAUCUCGGAAACAGCAAGUGGGAUGUUUGUCGAUGUAACAGAUCCAGUCAUUCCAGUCACAGACAAGUCCACAAUGAGGAAAUAGAAGGACUUUGCCAUCAUUUCUUCCUGAUGCAUACAACAGAGACCAUAUGCAGCCGGGAGCAGUGGCGAGCGGUCGAGACCGAGACAGUAAAGGUGCCAAAGAGGUCGUCAACACAGAAAAUGGACAACUAUCAAUCGGUAAAUAGAUGGACAUAUAGUAAGAAGGAGCCUUUCGAGUAUGACUCGUCCUCGGUGGGAGAACUGUUGGCAGUCCGCGACCGUCGAUCUCUUGGGUCUGGUAUAAUCCGUUCAAACACAACACAGAGUGCCCGGUCUUCGCGUUCAAGACCACUUUCGCUCGAUCUGAAUGGCAAGCGUCGUUUGAGCCACGGAACCGACGGUGAGGCAGAUAUCCCGGAGAAUGUAUGGCGGUUAAGUCGACCAUCCGUGUAUAUAGGCAUCCACAACACCGAGUCUAUACUGAGCACCCCACUUGGCUCUUCCGUUAAACCAGCGGCGCAAGGGACCUAUUUCAAGCCCUCGACGCAAAAUCCUUGGUACUCAACACAUGAGCUGAGUGCAAGGACUGGAGAGGUAAGAUCUCGUGUCGACUCUUGGUAUGGUCUUGCGCAUAGUCCUGGGGCAUUCGCACUGGACAGCGCUUCCGGGGGCUCAGAUCAACAAACGGCAUGCUACCCUCGCCACAAGACUGGCUACUUCAACACAGCCUGCGGCAUUAAAGGUCCGCAGAUGAGCUCUAGCGAAAGACCUAGACGCUCGACAGGGGGCUCUGUCGCUGCAAAUACUGACUCUGACCACGUAGUAGAGUUACCGUCCUCAAAGACAGCGGUGGAGCUCGAUACUAUCAUAACUCACUCUUCGUCACACAAUUCACUCAGGUUACGAGAAUUGGAAGACCGCCGCGUGGAAAACGUCAGCGAAUUGGCCGGCCCCAAGCCCACUGUGCCGUCGAUGACGUGUAAGAGAAGGACUUCACCGCGCUGACUCACCCGUCUAUCGAAU
Messenger RNA from Didymella exigua CBS 183.55, 1191 nucleotides. RefSeq lists its product as uncharacterized. Bases 1 to 1173 code for a protein of 390 amino acids. The transcript has a single exon. The record is from RefSeq and is a predicted model, not a curated record. NCBI's taxonomy places the organism in Eukaryota, Fungi, Ascomycota, Dothideomycetes, Pleosporales, Didymellaceae.